CACUCGGUGCACACCAACAUGUGCCUGGACGCCGACCCGACGGACGCGACGCACAAGGCGCAGAUGUGGACGUGUUUCCCCAACAACGACAACCAGUGCUGGAAGCUCGUCGCGAUGUAA
Messenger RNA from Saprolegnia diclina VS20, 120 nucleotides. RefSeq lists its product as hypothetical. The transcript has a single exon. Lineage: Eukaryota; Oomycota; Saprolegniomycetes; Saprolegniales; Saprolegniaceae. The record is from RefSeq and is a predicted model, not a curated record. The annotation marks the transcript as partial.